Klebsormidium nitens is the source of this 2502-nucleotide messenger RNA. The record is from the annotation of a GenBank genome assembly. NCBI's taxonomy places the organism in Eukaryota, Viridiplantae, Streptophyta, Klebsormidiophyceae, Klebsormidiales, Klebsormidiaceae.
CUGAUUUUAGGGUUUCUCUAGUCCUACGGUAGGUAGCGCUAGGGUUGCAGAGGUUGCACUUGCAGCUACGGUAGGUUGACCGUUUACAGGUCCCAUGGCAUUGCUUGUCGCUUCGUAGGUUCUGUAGGAACAAAUCUGAGGUUGCAUGGAUUCCUCAGGAGCUGCCCCGUUGGAGGGUCUUCUGGCAGCCUUCAGCCCUGAGGGGGACACUCUGGCCGUCACCUCUGGAGAUGGCCGGAUCAAGACCUGGGACGUGAGCAGCGGCCGUCUCCGCGCAGAUCUGGCUGCUGGAGAUGCAACCAUUACCAAAGCAGCUGCAGGAACACCGGGGGGCCUAGGCCUGCAUAUCAGUGCACUCACAUGGGGCCAGGGGCCCGCUGCCAAGGCUGCCAAGAAGAAGAAGGCGCGAGCGCCACCGCCUCUCAUUGCUGCUGCGUCCAGCACGGGGGACGUUUUGGCGUGGGAUGCGGCGCUGGGCGAGCUGCGGUGGCGCACCACCGCGGUCCAUGCUGGGCCGGUGGGCGCCCUGGCGGCGGGGCCCCAGGGGGCGGUGGUGUACACCGGGGGCGCAGACGGGCGGGUGUGCCAGCUGGCGGCGGCCACGGGGGCGCUCCUGGCGCAGGACCGCCUAGAGCGCCAUGGGGUGGCUGCACUUGCCGUCUCCCCAGACGGGGCGCGCCUGCUGGUGGCGAGCGCGCGCAUCCGCCUGGUGGACUUAGCCAGCAAGAGGAAGCUGCGCAAGCUGGCGGGGCACGCGGGCCGCGUACGUGCGCUGGCUUAUACCCCCGACGGUGCAUACGGCCUGAGUGCCGCAGCCGGGGACCGCCAUGUGGCGCUGUGGGAUCUGAGCGAUGAGCGCAGCGAUGGCGGCGUGCAGCCCGCCGCGGCGCUGCUGGCCAUGGAGGAGCCGGCGGUGGCAGUGAGCUGCGCUGCGGGGCCUGCGCACAGGGGGGUGACCAUUGUGGCGCUGGCGCAGAACGGGGAUGCGUACGUGUGGCGCGGCGAGGGGGGGCUGGGGGCCGCCGCUGCGGCGCCCACACGGAUCAGGUCGGGUGGACAGCGGUCGGCGGCAGAGUCCAGCGGUGCCGUGCUUGCGGCAUGCGCGCUGGAGGGGGGCUCUGUGCUGCUGGCUCACGGGUCUGCCGCCUCCCCCUCGUUUGAGACUGUCCCUGCCAGCCGGCUGGUCGGGGGGCAGGUCACGCUGAGCCCCCCCCUGCAGAAUGGGCUGUUGGAGGAUGGGGCCACGCCGGCAGCGCGCACGAGCAGGGAGGCAGGCACACCAGCGGUGGUGGGCCCCGACAGCGGCGGUGGAGGGGUGUCGGCUGUGCUGCACGAGCGCGAUGCCGGCAGGGCGGGGAAGCAGGGCAGGAAGAAGCGCAGGGCAGAGGACGAGGCAGGGGCGGCGGGGGCGGAGCCCGCCACGAGGGCCGAGUGGGAGGGCGGCGGGGGCGGGAGGGGCGGGGGCGGGGCGGAGGAGAAGGAGGAGACGCUGGGGGAGCGCGUGGCCGCGCUGGAGCUGGCGGGGGCGGCGGGGGGCAGCGGGAGGCAGGACGAGGUGGCAGGGGGAGCGGCAGGGAGCAGUGCUCCACGCGCGCACUCGCUACAGGUGCUGUUGACGCAGGCGCUGGCCUCGCAGGACGGGCAGCUCCUGGAAAAGUGCCUAGCGGUGGGCGAUGAAAAGGUGAUUGGCAACACGGUGCGGCGGCUGCGCGCCAGCGAUGCAGCGGCGCUGCUGGCCAGCCUGACGGCCAAGCUGCAGGCGCGGCCCAGCCGGGGGAUGACGCUGCUGCCCUGGAUCCGCGCCGCACUGCUCCAGCAUGCUGGCACGCUGAUGGCAGCCCCCGGCGCGCAGCCCAGCCUCCUGGCCCUGCACCAGCUGAUUGACGCGCGGCUGGCCGUCUUCCCCCCGCUGCUGGCUCUGUCCGGGAGGCUGGACCUCAUGAUGGCGCAAGUGGCGGCGUUCUCUGAUGCGCACCACGGCAGCGGCGGGGCCAGCGCACUCGAUGCUGGCACUGCCGUGUACGAGGAGGGCCACAGUGAUGAGGAGGGGGACGCGGAGGGGGUGGUGGAGGAGGUGGGCGACAUGGAGACGUCGGACAGCGACGCAGCAGGGGGCGCGGAGGACGAGGAGACCGGGGACUGGGAGACGGACGACGAGGACGACGACGAGGACGACGACGACAACGACGAGGGACCGUGAGAGGCCUGCAGGGACGGGAUGAACGGAUGCGGGACUCAGGCGUCCCCAUAAGCUUACUAACCCGCUUCAACUGCUAGGGGGCUCGGAACCAUUGGGUGACCUUGCUCCAUGUGUUCAAGCAAGCAUCGCCGUAUAGUAAGAAUUAUUGAAACCCGGGCCCCAUGCAGCUGGGCGACAACUUCGUUCGUGCUCAAUUUGCAACAGGUAGAUUCGACAGUGAUAGUUGAUCACAUGCGUUUUGCUGGCGCUCAAUUUUGUCGCUCAUCCCGCGUCCACUUUUUCAUUUCAAAUUUGAACGGCCU